This is a messenger RNA of Zingiber officinale, 1103 nucleotides long. Its product is annotated as elongation factor 1-delta-like. Gene Ontology annotation, molecular function: translation elongation factor activity; guanyl-nucleotide exchange factor activity. Gene Ontology annotation, cellular component: cytosol; eukaryotic translation elongation factor 1 complex. The coding region runs from base 147 to 839 and encodes 230 amino acids. NCBI's taxonomy places the organism in Eukaryota, Viridiplantae, Streptophyta, Magnoliopsida, Zingiberales, Zingiberaceae. Gene Ontology annotation, biological process: translational elongation. The transcript has 8 exons. The record is from RefSeq and is a predicted model, not a curated record.
AUAGGAAUAAGCAUAGGGACAUAGGGUUACGCUCCCGGAGUCCUACGGUCAGAGUCUAUAAAUACUCAUCUAUUGCAUCGCUCGUCACCGCCGCCUGCUUUGGUCUUCGACGUUUCUGAAGCUGCUUUUUUUAUUCUUUUUAAAAAAUGGCUGUUGCUUUUGCCAACCUCAAUGCGGCAUCUGGCCUCCAGAAACUUAAUGAUUACCUUCUCACCCGCAGUUAUAUAACUGGUUACCAAGCAUCCAAGGAUGAUAUUGCUGUCUAUGCCGCACUUAACACACCUCCAUCCUCUGAAUAUGUCAAUGCAGCCAGGUGGUAUAACCACAUUGAUGCUUUGCUUCGUUUGAGUGGCAUUGCUGAAGAAGGGAAGGGUGUCAAAAUUGAAUCAACUGCUACUCUGCUUGAAGAGAUUCCAGCCACCCCUGCUGUUGCUGACAAAGCCCCAGUAGAUGAGGAUGAUGAUGAUGAUGUGGAUUUGUUCGGGGAAGAGACUGAAGAGGAAAAGAAGGCAGCUGAAGAACGGGCAGCUGCUGUCAAAGCCUCUGCCAAGAAGAAAGAAUCUGGAAAGUCAUCAGUGCUACUUGAUGUGAAACCAUGGGAUGAUGAAACAGACAUGAAAAAGCUAGAAGAAGCUGUGAGAAGUGUCCAAAUGGAGGGUUUGCUCUGGGGAGCCUCAAAACUGGUAGCGGUUGGGUAUGGAAUCAAAAAGUUGCAGAUCAUGAUGACUAUUGUGGAUGACUUGGUUUCUGUUGAUGAACUUAUUGAGGAAUAUCUCUGCGCUGAACCUGCGAAUGAGUAUAUCCAGAGUUGUGAUAUUGUCGCAUUUAACAAAAUAUGAUUUGUUUAGGAACUGCCUCAUUGCGCUUGAGAUUUCUAGUUAUGUUAUUCUCUAAAAUCGUUCAGUGGUAUGUGAACCGGUUUCUUGCUAGCUAAGUUGCUGUUUUUCUUUACUCAUAUGAAGAGCUUAUCCUAUUGGACAUGACUCAAUGUCAAUUUUAGUUUUGAUGAUUUUUUCCCUUCUGUUAACCGUAUAUGCGAAGUAGUUAUUGUAUUGCGUUCUGACGGUAUAUGAUAACCUGCUGUUGUGUUUUGAUCUUCCGUA